Molecule: messenger RNA, 1219 nt
Organism: Bubalus bubalis (water buffalo)
Lineage: Eukaryota; Metazoa; Chordata; Mammalia; Artiodactyla; Bovidae
Product: interferon omega-1
Exons: 1
Coding region: 548-1219 (223 amino acids)
Biological process (GO): defense response; cytokine-mediated signaling pathway; B cell proliferation
Cellular component (GO): extracellular region
Molecular function (GO): cytokine activity; type I interferon receptor binding
Source: RefSeq, a predicted model, not a curated record
GGUAAUGGACAGGGAAGCCUGGCGUGCUGCGAUUCAUGGGGUCGCAAAAACUCGGACAUGACUGAGCGACUGAACUGACUAACUGACUGAAAGGAAAGAAGGCUAUUUCUCCCUGAACGAGUAGCCUGGUUCUCAUCGUCCUUCGCUCUCAGAGGGAGAAAGAGACAGAAGAACAGACAUGCCCAGUGGAAUCAACUGCCUGAAUGAAUGACUGAAACUCACUAGAUUCUGUGACAUAAGCUUCCAGUGAGAGACAAUACCAUCACUGAAUCUCCUUCCUCCAGCUCAGGAACUCUGAACAGAAAAGUGUUGAACAGUUUAAGUAAAAGUGUUGAAUAAUAAAAACGUUCUUGACACAUAUCCCAUUGGAUGGGUACAUUUGAAGUUAUUGGGAAACAGGUAAAAUUAGUAAUUUAAACUGAUGACAUUUUCUUUGAUCAUAUUGUGAAUACAUAAAUGAAAAUCAAAAAAGGAAGUAAAAGUGUAUUAAAACAAUUAGAAAAUGAAAAUUACCAUGUUCCCUAUUUAAUGGCCUCACUUAGAAAGCAUGGCAUCAGAGAACCUACCUCAAGGUUCUACCAGACGCCAGCAGACACCGCUCAGCCAGGCCAGCAGCUGCUUCGUCUUUCCCAUGGCCUUCAUGCUCUCUCUACUGAUGGCCCUGGUGCUGGUCAGCUAUGGCCCGGGAGGAUCCCUGGGCUGUGACCUGUCUCAGAACCACGUGCUGGUUGGCAGGCAGAACCUCAGGCUCCUGGACCAAAUGAGGAGACUCUCCCCUCGCUUCUGUCUGCUGGACAGAAAAGAUUUCGCUUUCCCCCAGGAGAUGGUGGAGGGCGGCCAGCUCCAGGAGGCCCAGGCCAUCUCUGUGCUCCACGAGAUGCUCCAGCAGACCUUCAACCUCUUCCACACAGAGCGCUCCUCCGCUGCCUGGGACACCACCCUCCUGGAGCAGCUCCGCACUGGACUCCAUCAGCAGCUCGAUGACCUGGACGCCUGCCUGGGGCAGGUGAUGGGAGAGGAAGACUCUGCCCUGGGAAGGAUUGUCCCCACACUGGCUGUGAAGAAGUACUUCCACGGAAUCCAUGUCUACCUGAAAGAGAAGGAAUACAGCAACUGUGCCUGGGAAAUUGUCAGACUGGAAAUCAUGAGAUCCUUCUCUUCAUCAGCCAACUUGCAAGAAAGGUUAAGAAUGAUGGAUGGAGACCUGAACUCACCUUGA